Messenger RNA from Aplosporella prunicola CBS 121167, 1272 nucleotides. RefSeq lists its product as uncharacterized. The record is from RefSeq and is a predicted model, not a curated record. The transcript has 6 exons. Gene Ontology annotation, biological process: positive regulation of transcription by RNA polymerase II. Bases 1 to 1272 code for a protein of 423 amino acids. NCBI's taxonomy places the organism in Eukaryota, Fungi, Ascomycota, Dothideomycetes, Botryosphaeriales, Aplosporellaceae. Gene Ontology annotation, cellular component: nucleus. Gene Ontology annotation, molecular function: DNA-binding transcription factor activity; transcription cis-regulatory region binding.
AUGCUGUUCCGCUACUACAUCGACCAGGUGUCCAACUUUUUCGACCUCUGCGGCCCGUACCGCUUCUUCCGGUCCGAGGUGCCGCACCGCGCGCGCGAAAACAGCACCCUCGCCAACGCCAUAUUCGCGCUGUCGGCGCGCCUGCUCCACUGGCGCGAGGGCCUGGACUCCUACGUCGCGGACCGCUACUACCACGCGUGCCUGCAGACGCUGAUCCCGACGCUGAACGACAGCCAAGCCUUCCUGGACGACUCGCUCCUCGCCGCGACGGUGCUGCUGCGCAUGCUCGAGGAAAUCGACGUGCACAUCUUCGGCAGCGACGCGCAAGGCCACCUCAGCGGCCUGCAGGCCAUCAUCCGCGCCACGACAACAACAACAACAGCCGCGCGCUCCCCCCCGCCCUCCGGCCUCCGCCAAGCCGCUUCCUGGGCCGCGUUCAGACAGGAGCUCUGGAUGGCGCUGCAGACGCAGCGCCCCGUCGCAAUGCGCUCCCGCGACCUCGACGCCAUCUGCGGCUUCGAGCGCGACCAUGGCUUUCGUCCCGCUGACGACUGGGUGUGGGCGCAGCGCGCGGUCGCGCAGUUUGGAGAGGCGCUGGAGUGGGCGUUUGGUGCUGGGGGGGGAGGGGGAGGGGGAGGGUGUGGUGGUGGUGAUGGAGACAGUGAUGGCGACGCGGACGCAGGCGUCGAGCCCGCGGCUGGAGGGGAGGCGGCGUGGCGGGCGCGGCUGCGCGAGAACGCGGCCUGGAGGGCUAGUGUGCCGCGGAGCUAUGAGCCGUUUUUUGGGGGGUGGGGUGAUGAUGAUGACGACGAUGAAGACGAUGGUGAUGGGGAAAGGGACUUGGGCUUGGUGGAGGAGAAGCCGUUGCCGGAUGUGAGGUUUUGCGCGGAUUUGUAUGCAACCGCCCACAACUACAACCUCUUCGCGCACAUGAUCCUCAUCGUGCACGACCCGACGGUGCCGCGCCUGGGGCCUUUACGCCGGGCCGCCGUUGCUGCCGUCGACCGGCGCGCCCGCAACACAGUACGCAAGCUCGUCGCCCUCGCGCUCGCGAAUUUCGACGCUUCGCCUGCGGCGCUGCUGGCUUGUAUGGCGGUUAUUUUGUGCGGCGACCGCUUCGCCCCCUCGCCCCACCAGGGCCAGCACGACCAGCACCAGCGCUAUCGCGCAGAACAACACCGCUUCCUGGCCCUGCUCACCGCGACGGAGAAGCGGCAUGGUUGGCCGACGGCGCGGGCACGGGCGCAGUUAAGGGAGGGGUGGGGCUUCUAA